AUGACAAGUUCAUCCUCAAUUAAAGUUUUACUAGUCACAAAGACACGGGGCUACCGACAUGAUUGUAUCCCCAGCACUAUCUCUGCCUUCAAAGAACUUCCGUUCACUGUGACAGCCACCGAAGACACAACCGAGCUAUUCUCACUCUCCAACUAUAAUGUCGUUGCCCUCGGCCACAACACGGGUGAUUAUCUAAGUGAACAAGAAGUCAAUUCUCUAACCGAGUUUGUUCACAAUGGCGGUGGUGUUGUUGGUAUUCACGCUGCCACAUGUGGUAUGUCUUCGAGUACUGAAUAUACCAAUAUUCUUGGACAAGUCUUCAAUGGACAUCCGCCGCCGGAAUGGAUAACUCUCGAGAUGGAGAAUACUGGUCAUUUCAUUAAUAAAUGCGACAACCUUCCUGGAACGGAUGCCGCACCAGACUCAGUUCCAACAUGUCCGCUCAACAUAGAUUCACUUUCAGUAAACGAAUUCCCAUGGUUUGAUGAAGUGUACACUUUCAACUCUCAUCCUCGAGUGGCCGACAAAAACCGUGAGAUUCUUCUCUCCGUGCAUCAAACAACCAUCAAAAACGAUGAAAGGCAGAGUUUCCCGCUAUCAUGGACUCAAACCGUUGGAAUGGGAAGGGCUUAUUACACAGCGCUUGGUCAUUUUGAUGAAGCAUAUCGCAAUUCGUGGUAUAUGCAAACAAUUAGCCGGGCCAUUGUAUGGGCUGCCAAGCAAGACCAGUAA
Messenger RNA from Fusarium poae, 732 nucleotides. RefSeq lists its product as uncharacterized. The record is from RefSeq and is a predicted model, not a curated record. Lineage: Eukaryota; Fungi; Ascomycota; Sordariomycetes; Hypocreales; Nectriaceae. The transcript has a single exon. Bases 1 to 732 code for a protein of 243 amino acids.